Molecule: messenger RNA, 354 nt
Organism: Aspergillus viridinutans
Lineage: Eukaryota; Fungi; Ascomycota; Eurotiomycetes; Eurotiales; Aspergillaceae
Exons: 1
Coding region: 1-354 (117 amino acids)
Source: RefSeq, a predicted model, not a curated record
AUGUCUCACAAAACUGGUGGCUACUUCUACUAUCGAUACAGCUACAUGUGCCCUUGGACAGACACGGCCGGACAAAGCGGUACAGAUAACACAUACCACUCUGCUGUUUACACUCCGGCGCGGAAGCAAGACCACACAGCGCAAACCACUUGGUACAAUAACACGGCCAUGCCCGCUGUGAAGGCUGAUAUUGAAAAGAAUUUCUACGGUGAUGCAGAUCGAAACGGGCAAGGCCGGACCUAUGAGCGUUACAACCAGCGAUACGUUAGACAGCAGGAAUUUAUGUGGUGUUCCAAGCUUCCGACUCAUACAACCGGGGGAAUGCAAGACCGGCCAUUUGGGAAACAGGUCUAG